UGUAAAUGCUUUUAUCUCUAUUUUAAAGCCAGAGCUUACACAAGUGUCCUUUUUGUUUGCAGAGGGAGACAGCGUUUCAUGCUUUUUAUAAACUGUUAAAAAAUGCUUUAUUGGCACAAAUGCUAGAUGAAAUUAUUAACAGGUCAGUUACUGACCUAUUGCAGGGUCUGUAACAGAUUAAUAUAAUAAGAUAUUUUAAAGAAAGAGGACAAGAGUAUCAUAAAAAGGUAAUAAAGAAUAACAGAAACAUAAUUCAUAAAUUUUAUAUAUAAAUGUACAUGUAAGAUUUGCCUCACUGGUUUGCACUGCAAAUUUCUGGCUUGAUGCUGCAGAAUUUCUGGUAUUAAUUUGUGAAUGCAGUAUUUAGGACAGUGAGUUUAGAAGAUGUAGAUUUGUUUCCACCUCUCCCAGGUGACAGUGAGAGCACAGCUGCUGGUCUCUAUGCAACCAGGUCUGUCUGCAGUCUCUCUCUCUCUCUCACACACACACACACAAACACAGACACACACGCUGGAAUUCGCUAGCAGGUUUGUAAUUGUUUUUUCUGCCGCAGCAAUCUUAGCCAAUAAGAGAGUGACUGUUUUGCCUAUGUCACGGAGAGCUCAGCGCAGGGCGACGUUGGAGCUUAAAACCAGCGUUUGCCAGCACCAUUUAUUAUGUUUUUCUAUCCGUGAAGUGCAGAGCUUGACGCUAUGGCAAGAGCCUUGCAGACAGCCCGUAAGUCCACUGGUGGCAAGGCGCUAAGGAAGCAGCUCGCUACUAAGGCUGCCCGCAAGAGUGCGCCGUCUACCGGCGGCAUGAAGAAGCCUCACCGUUACAGGCCUGGCACCGUGGCUCUGAGGGAGAUCCGCCGUUAUCAGAAGUCUACUGAGCUGCUCAUCUGCAAGCUGCCCUUCCAGCGCCUGGUGAGAGUAAUCGCUCAGGACUUCAAGACCGACUUGCGUUUCCAGAGCUCGGCCGUCAUGGCCCUGCAGGAGGCGAGCGAGGCAUACCUGGUCGGUCUGUUCGAGGACACCAACCUGUGCGCUAUCCACGCCAAGAGAGUGACCAUCAUGCCCAAGGAUAUUCAGCUGGCCCGCCGUAUUCGCGGAGAACGCGCUUAAACCACA
Molecule: messenger RNA, 1109 nt
Organism: Ictalurus furcatus (blue catfish)
Lineage: Eukaryota; Metazoa; Chordata; Actinopteri; Siluriformes; Ictaluridae
Product: histone H3-like
Exons: 1
Coding region: 693-1103 (136 amino acids)
Cellular component (GO): nucleosome
Molecular function (GO): DNA binding; protein heterodimerization activity; structural constituent of chromatin
Source: RefSeq, a predicted model, not a curated record